Molecule: messenger RNA, 339 nt
Organism: Pelobates cultripes (western spadefoot toad)
Lineage: Eukaryota; Metazoa; Chordata; Amphibia; Anura; Pelobatidae
Source: the annotation of a GenBank genome assembly
AUGGCCAACUACCCCAAGACUUACUCGGAGAUAUCUGACGACUUCUUACUCGAGGAUGAGGUGGAUGAAAUGCCCACAUCACAGCCCACAAAAUCGGCCUCUGCAGGCUCUGACUCUGCCCCAAUAACCACUGAGGUCCUAACAACACUCCUAGCAGGCCUCCAGAACACCACAUUGGUGGACAAAGCAAAGAUCUGCGAGGACCUUAAAGGCCUAUCAAACAGGAUAACAAACACUGGGGAGCAAGCCCUGCAAAUUACCUCCCUACAACGGAGGAAGGUAAAACAUAUGACCAACACUUUGCAGAUGUGGAAGACACGAGGCGCAGAACAAAUGUGA